Molecule: messenger RNA, 222 nt
Organism: Staurois parvus
Lineage: Eukaryota; Metazoa; Chordata; Amphibia; Anura; Ranidae
Source: the annotation of a GenBank genome assembly
AUGAUGGAAUUCACUGAGGAUUGUCCUAAUGUCUUUGAGAGAUUCCGCUACCAUGACAUCCAUUCUGCCCAUGUGCAAGAUGGAUACUGGAUGUUCUAUGAGGAGCCCAACUACAGAGGACGUCAGUUUUACCUGAGACCUGGAGAGUAUAGAAGAUUUUCAGAAUGGGGUGCUACUCUUCCCAGAAUUGGCUCUUUCAGACGUGUUCAUUAUUUCCAUUAA